This is a messenger RNA of Danaus chrysippus (African queen), 1755 nucleotides long. The record is from the annotation of a GenBank genome assembly. NCBI's taxonomy places the organism in Eukaryota, Metazoa, Arthropoda, Insecta, Lepidoptera, Nymphalidae.
AUGCAAGCCACAGAAUUGCCUAUAAAUAAUAAUACAAAAUGUACUUUCGCAAUCACAAGGAUAAUGAUAGGAAGUCCGGAUAUCGUCACGACAAGGCUAGCAGCGCUGAUCAUACUUCACGCAGCAAGAGCUGGAUUCGCUGCUCCAAGUGUUCUCGUCACCAGACCAGUCAGCAGGUUCUCCGGAGAAUGGCUGCCAAUGGAUAAUCAGACUUUAUACACAUUGGAAGAAGGAGAAAGUCGAAAUCUCGAACUAAACACGUCUUCGAUAUCCCAAACAGCUGUUUACAUCACCGUGAGCCCGUGCUCGCGACACCUGCAUUGGGCGUUCUAUAAAGGACCUACUGGGAGUGACAAACAACUUCAAUUAAUACAAGAGCACGGAGGCGGAGAGAUGCACACGAUAACCUUUCAAAUAUUCAAACAAGAGAGAUACGUAUUACAGCUUUCCUCGCCGAAAGGUGGUGCGGCAGCUGUCAGCGUGCGGGGCGAGGCGACAAGACACGUGCGGAUCCGCUUGCGUACUAAAUCCAAACGACGCCUGUCCGCCAACUGGGAUCCAAGUCCAAUAGAUCCUCAAUCAACGACUUACUGUGUGGUCGCAUCUCGGAGGAAAAAUUACACUUCACUUUGCGCAGCUCAAAACGAUCUCCGGAAUACAAAAACCGAAAAAGAUAGAUACUCUGAUCAUUCGCUAGAAAACCAUAAACCUAACCGUUCACAAAACAGCGGUUCAGAAGAGAAUAAAAUAGAUAUAGAUACAGACAGCAUAAGUAUUUUUGAUGGAAAUUAUAGGACUUUGUAUAGAAGAAAGAAGUUUGGUCGCAGCACGAGAGUAUCAAACGAAGAUCCACUGGUUGUUUGUAUAGGAGACAGAACACAUCACUUCAUUGAAAAUUUAGAUCCUAGCACAACCUAUUUCGUCAGUAUUUUCGGCAUUGCAAGGGAUAGACAAAUUGGGUCGUUAUUAGCAUCAGGGAGCGUUCGUCCCAGGACUUCUACUGCUAAAAGACUACGGGAAAAUGUUCCUUACAGGGCUGACAUAAAGGGAAAAAAUGUUUAUUAUUUGAAGACAACAACCAGUAGUACUUCGACUAACGCUGGUCUUUGGCUAGCUACAUCCACAUGCGGAGGUUCAGUAGACAUCGAAGUGUCUGUAAAAGGAAAGCGAUUGUAUGUGGCCAAAAAUAUAGAAACACAUUCAAAGUUUUUCGUGCCAUCACCAAUACUUUCAUCAACACAAGAAACGAGUGACGAAGGUUCUGUGCAGUUCGAUUCGAGUUCAGAGGAAUCAAAAAUAAGAUACGUUGUACGAGUAGUGCCUAACAAAUGGGCUAUAGAUGGCGCUGUUACAAUAGAGUUAAUGGCCUCAACAUCACGAUGGGGAAUGGAUACGCCAGAAUUGUCUGAUGGUGGAGUGAUAAGGGAACUACGGCCGAGAAGGUCUUGUAAAUCCGUGGACAUUGCUUUCUUACCAGCCACACAUAAUGCGACUGAUGUGAUAAGAUAUUGCAUUUCAACGAAAGAAAUAGUCGACAAGGACAUAACAAUCUGUGCGUUAACUAAAAAAUCAUCAACAAAAACACAAUGCAUAAGUCACAUGCAACGACCUCAGUCAAGAGUAAUAGUCCAGAAAGUGACUGGCUUAAAACCGGGAAGAAAAUACGGGAUUCAAGUAACCGCCGCUUCUAAAGGGAUCUCAGUGCCAUACAAUAUUCUAUAUGUGGAAACUAAUGCAACUUGCAAAGAAGAAUAG